UCACUCCUCAUCGCGCCCUCUUCAACCCGUCUUUUGUUCGCUCUUCUGUUCGUCCCAUUCCUCAUAUCUCGGUUGUGCUAGUCACCCGCUUCCAACUCUUGCCCCCCUCCCUCUCCUUCCAUCCGAACUAUCCCAUUCCGACAUACAUCACAUCAGCCUUUGCCCGAACGUCAAGAUGAAGUUCUCCGCCGUUUCCUUCAUGGCCGCCCUGGCUGCGGCGUCGCCCACCAACACCAUCAACGCCCGCAACGAGCUCGCCCUUCGCCAGGCUGCCGAGGCUUGCAACAUCGGUUACUGCACCCAGAACGGCGGCACCACCGGUGGUGCCGGCGGUACCAGCGUCACCGUAAAGACCGUCGAGGAGCUCGUCGCCGCUGCUAAGCAGGAGGGCCCCCUUACCAUUGUCAUCUCUGGUGCCAUCUCCGGCAGCGCCAAGGUCCGCGUCUCUUCCGACAAGACCAUCAUUGGAGAGAAGGGCAGCUCCCUGACUAACGUCGGUCUCUAUGUCCGCCGGGUCAAGAACGUCAUCAUCCGCAACCUCAAGAUUGGCGGUGUCAAGGCCUCCAACGGCGACGCCAUCGGCAUCGACGAGUCCACCAACGUCUGGGUUGACCACUGCGACCUGUCCGGUGACCUGAGCGGCGGCAAGGACGACCUUGAUGGUCUCCUUGACGUCUCCCACGGUGCUGACUGGAUCACCGUCUCCAACGUCUACUUCCACGACCACUGGAAGGGUUCUCUGGUUGGCCACUCCGACAGCAACGCCGGAGAGGACACGGGCAAGCUCCACGUCACCUACGCCAACAACCACUGGUUCAACAUCAACUCUCGCGCUCCCCUCGUCCGCUUCGGAACUGUUCAUGUCGUCAACUCCUACUACAACAAACUACUUCUGACUGGCGUGAAUACUCGAAUGGGCGCCCAGGUUCUGGUCCAGAGUUCCGCAUUUGCCAACAGCCCUGCUGAGGCCAUCUUCUUCGCCGACUCCAAGCAGACCGGAUACGCUGUUGCUGACGACGUCGACCUCGGCGGCUCCAAGAACCUUGCUCCUCAGGGAACUCUUACCGCGGACAAGCUCCCCUACAAGAUUGCUGCCAUCGGCUCCAGCAAGGUCGCCAGCACCAUCCCCGGCACCGCUGGCCAGAAGCUGUAAACGGCACGAACGAGGCUGAGAGAAAGAGGGAAAGGGUUGGUCUGAAAGUGAAGGAACGAAACUCGACAUUUCUUUGUACAUACUUGACUCAGUAUUUACGAGUGGCGGCGACGGGCUUGUUGAUAUACACCCCCUUAAUGUGUACAUAUUACGGGGGUCGAGUGUUUUGCCAGAGCUGGAAUCAUGGAAGCAUUGUAUAUAAAUCUGCCGUCUACCUCGUAGACUGAACAAGAUUUCUUCCUAUCUGAUUUUGUUUUCACU
Messenger RNA from Colletotrichum destructivum, 1414 nucleotides. RefSeq names its product Putative pectate lyase, pectin lyase/virulence factor. The transcript is spliced from 3 exons. Gene Ontology annotation, molecular function: pectate lyase activity. The record is from RefSeq and is a predicted model, not a curated record. NCBI's taxonomy places the organism in Eukaryota, Fungi, Ascomycota, Sordariomycetes, Glomerellales, Glomerellaceae. Bases 176 to 1153 code for a protein of 325 amino acids.